Molecule: messenger RNA, 1005 nt
Organism: Armigeres subalbatus
Lineage: Eukaryota; Metazoa; Arthropoda; Insecta; Diptera; Culicidae
Product: general odorant-binding protein 45-like
Exons: 2
Coding region: 238-1005 (255 amino acids)
Molecular function (GO): odorant binding
Source: RefSeq, a predicted model, not a curated record
UGAGAUUAGUAACGAAUGUAAAUUGUUUUGUAUUUAUUAAGUCAUGGAUAUUUACAUACUAUUUUUCACAUAUCAAUCUCCUAAAAAUGGACCUUGGAACGUGUUAUUUUUUAUACACAACAAAAACUAUUUCGAAUAUCUAUUUGUAUAAGAAUGCAUUUAUCAAUACAGUGAGAUAGAAUUUCUUGUAGUGAAAGUUUCUUAUCUCUCCAGUAUGUUUUUAGUUCCGCGAAAACAAUGAAGUGCGUUCCACCGAUUCUGUUCCUCUUUCUCGCCGCACCAGUCGUGAAGUCAGCUCUCCAUUGCGCUGUCGUUAAACACCCCUACACGCUGUACAAUGAAUGUGUUCAGUAUCUGGAGGGUAAUGGAGACACGGAAAGCUGCACCUACCGGUGCAUUGGACUGACGGCUCGAUUUUGGGAUGAUCAGCAGGCUCUGGUCACCCGCACCGUCAGCAGAUUCUAUCUGACCAGCGCGAAUGACACCGACUUUCGCAACCGGACGGAUCAUUGCCUUCAGGAAGCGGCGGAGGACUUCCCAAUCUCUGACAUCUGCCAGCGGGCGACCUGUUCCGUGUCGUGCUACGAUGACCAGUUCGGGGAGCUGAUUUCCGAACGGCCGAGUUUUAUCCCGUUUACUGAUGUGGUCCACCGGCGAGUUGUCCAAGAAUGUUUGGAUAUUUUCCAGAUCGGAGAGUCAUUACGAAAGGAUAUGUUGGAGAAUGGGUUACUUUCGCUGCCGGAAGGGCGAUGUCUUCUGCGGUGUGUUUUGCUUCGGGAGGGGCUGUACAACGACCGGAGAGGACCCCGGCUCGGAUGGCUUUGGGUGCAGACCGAGGGCUACGAGGAGGUAUUCUACGAUACGGCGCAGAAGUGCUUUGCAUUGCUGAAGUAUAAAACGCUGGAGCCAUGCGAGCUGGCUGCCAGGUUCGCUGCGGAAUGUUUGCCGUCGAGAUUGCCAUUGGUGGAUGUUGUGUACGCAGUGUUGAGUAGUUUAGAUAAAUAA